GCUAUCGUUGCUUUGACACGAUUAAACACAAUGAGGAGCUUCUCUUUGGUUACAGCUUUUCUUCUCUGCAACUGGAUCUCUGUCUCAGGUUCUGAGUCUCAGAUCAUGGAGGUUCAGCCUGGUGAAGAAGUCACACUGACGUGCAACAACAUUUCCAGCGGUCCAACUCAGACAGAGUGGUUCAGACUGAUCCACGGAACCAAGCCCAGCUGUAUCUCCGCUAUGUACAGGGCUGAUGACGAAGCUUCAUUGUGUGAUGGAUUCCAAAAUAGAUUCAAAAUGAGCUCGAACAUCUCUACUGUCUUUCUUAAAAUCAAGCGAGUGAAUUUAUCUGACUCUGGACUGUAUUUCUGUGGACUCUUCAUCGGCCAACACACAGUCAUAGCCAAGGCAAUACAGUUAAACAUUCAAGGCAAUGGUGAAUCUGAUGGUGGAGUAGAUUCCAAGUCUGAAAAAGACUCUGACGGAAUACAAAACCCUGUGACUGUGAUCGCGGGCGCUCUGAUGAUUUUCUCCAUGGUGGCUGUCAUUGUUCUGGUGGCUAAAAUCAGGCAACUUCAGAAAGCUGCUAAUGACGGACUGCAUCCUGAGAGAAACAAGAAUCUGGGCUCUGAUGACCUGAACCCCGCAGCACUGAGGUUCCUUCCAAACACAACAAGAAAUAGGAGGCCUGAAUCAGGGAGACAACUGGAGACUCAUGUUAUUUAUGCUGCCAGCAGAUAGAGUCCGGAAGCAACUACGACUGUAGCAUAACCGAUGCUUUACCCUAUAAGUCUGCCGCCAGAGUCGAUAUUUUUAAAAUAAAGUUCCUAUACUGGU
Messenger RNA from Plectropomus leopardus (leopard coralgrouper), 819 nucleotides. The record is from RefSeq and is a predicted model, not a curated record. NCBI's taxonomy places the organism in Eukaryota, Metazoa, Chordata, Actinopteri, Perciformes, Serranidae.